AUGGCCGUGCAACAGCAGGCCUACCAAACCGCCAUGUCCACGACAGAGGCACCACCGGUUGAUCGGUUACCUAGCCGCAACCCCAUGCUGCCAUCCCAGAUGUCUAACUCUAAUUCUCCUUUUCUUAAUAUUAGCAAUCUCCCCUACGUGAACAACCUGUCCAAACUGUUGUCCUACGUGAAAGCACACAACAUGUUGCAAUUCUGCGUGGACAACUACGUGCUAGACGGCGCCAUGUCAGUCCUGCGUUCAGUGCCCUCUGUGCUGCCCAUGCCCACCCACUUCCCACUCAGCUCCGAACCCGUGGACCCCGAGGUGCGAGAGUUUCUCCGCGAACUGCUCGACUUCUUCACGCACCUGGGCAACUUCCCCCGAGUCUCCGAUAACCGCCUCAUCACCUCGGUCACGGCCGGUCGAGACGCCUACGUGCCACAGGAUGGUGUUGUGCCCUUUGACGUCGUCUUCCCUCGCGCCCAGAUUCGCACCCUGCCCCAGUGUGGUCAUGUCAGCGCCUAUGUCCGCAACAUGAUUUGGAGUCGUGAUUUCCAGUAA
Molecule: messenger RNA, 552 nt
Organism: Dibothriocephalus latus
Lineage: Eukaryota; Metazoa; Platyhelminthes; Cestoda; Diphyllobothriidea; Diphyllobothriidae
Source: the annotation of a GenBank genome assembly